Striga hermonthica is the source of this 537-nucleotide messenger RNA. The record is from the annotation of a GenBank genome assembly. NCBI's taxonomy places the organism in Eukaryota, Viridiplantae, Streptophyta, Magnoliopsida, Lamiales, Orobanchaceae.
AUGAUGCUUCUACUGAUCAUGCCGCUCAUGCUGCUCUUGAAGUCACAUCCUGAUGCAAAAGGGAUGCAAAAUAAAAUGAUAGAAAAUUGGGACGACAUUGUUCUCUUAUGUGGAAGAGAUAGAGCAACAGGUCAAAAUGUUGAAACUUUUCAAGAAGGUAGUGAAGCAAUGGAUGAAGAUGUUGAGAUUGAAGAAGACUUGGCUCCUAGUUCCGAUUUCAGAGCACGAGCAAGGACAUCAAGUUCAGCAGAUUCAAACUUGGAGAAAAAAACAAAGUACAAGAAAGAUUCACUGGCUGAAGUGGUAGGUGUUAUUGCUACUUCAUUUCAAGAGUAUCUGACAAGGAAAAAACAAGAAGAGAAACCAAGUGGCAUUGAGAUACACGAGGUUGUAUCGGUUAUACCGGGGCUUACUAGUGAAGAAGUGUUCAAAGCUGUCCGCAAACUAAUGAAUGGCGAUCUGGAGGAGUUCAAAUUGUUGAAAGCCCUUCCAGAAGACAAAAAACAAGAGUGGAUUUAUUAUCUUAUUAAUUCUUAG